Tetranychus urticae (two-spotted spider mite) is the source of this 3520-nucleotide messenger RNA. Its product is annotated as vascular endothelial growth factor receptor 1-like. Lineage: Eukaryota; Metazoa; Arthropoda; Arachnida; Trombidiformes; Tetranychidae. Gene Ontology annotation, molecular function: ATP binding; transmembrane receptor protein tyrosine kinase activity. Gene Ontology annotation, cellular component: plasma membrane; signaling receptor complex. The record is from RefSeq and is a predicted model, not a curated record. Gene Ontology annotation, biological process: cell surface receptor protein tyrosine kinase signaling pathway; positive regulation of kinase activity; protein phosphorylation.
GAAUCAUGGACUACGAGUGGAUCUAGAAUCAAAUCUAAUCAAAUCGUUCAACCAGGUAUGCUCUUAUAAUAUUAUGAAACUAAUAAGUGAAUGAUUGAAAGAUUUAAUCCUUUAGAUUCCAGUUAUUCUGUGACUUCCCUUCAAAGAUACGUUCGCAAUGCUAUAGCAUCCAAAUUGAGUUGCGUAGCGAUUCUCGGUGAUUAUGUUAACGUGACUUGUCCUGGAAAACUAUUGAAUGAGACAAAAAUUGUUCCUUUUGAUGAAAAUGAAGGUAUAUUCAGCGAUAAUCGUAUUUUUGACCAAGAAUCCAGAAUAUUAAUCACGAUGGAAUGGAGUUAUUUCUCAGUAGAAUUUGAAAUUGAAAAAUAUCGAUUUGUAAGUAAAAUUGGUGAAAACUUUGAAACAGAAGUCAAAAUAAUAGUAAAACCAAAGGGAUUUCCCACUCAAUAUAUUCAUUUCAAUUGGUACAAGGAUGGACUAGAUAAAACUCUGGUUGAAUCUAAAGAUGUUACAUCAAUGGCUAAACCUGAUAACGUAAGAAUAUUUACAAGAAUAGAAAACAAUCGAACAAAACUAAUGAUAAAUAAUUUGACAUCAAUUGAUUCUGGGAUUUAUACUCUUGUUGGCGAAACUCCCGGUAAAUCCAGUAAAAUAUCAUUUACAUUACAAGUUGAUGGAAAACCUCAUGUCGAAAUUGAAAGUACAAACAUAUAUUUUCAUCCCAAUUCUUCAUAUAACAUCACUUGUUUUUCAGUAUCAAGUCCACUUGCGAAUUUAUAUUGGACUUUUUAUCGUUGUAAAUCAUUUCAAUGUUACAAUUUCCUUCGAAAUAAAUCAACAGAUUCUUUGGUUGAUCAUUAUGAUGAAGGAUUAAAUGGCGAGUCAAGUGAAAUUGCGAAAAGGCAGACAUUGGAUAAAUUCGAAAAUCCAUUUAAAAUUAAAUCGACAUUGAGGAUUGACAAAGCAACGACAAGUGGAGUUUAUCGUUGUAACUCCAAGAAUAGAUUCGGUUCCAAGCAUGUCGAUACUUAUUUCAUUGUAACAUCAGCAUUCAAUGGGUUUAACCUCAAAGUUUCACCUCAAAGUGAAUUCAUUGUCCAUGAUAACAUUGAAUUGACUUGUGAAGCCUCGAAAUUCAAAUACAACAAACUGGAUUGGUACUUUAAAACGCGAGAAGAACUUUUGAAUGUCAAACGACUUGAAAACUCAACUAAAAUGACCAUCAUUGACUCUACCGAUGAACUAGAGUCAACAUUAAAAAGCACUCUUCUUAUAACAGACAUUGUUUAUAAACUAUCUGGCAUUUAUUACUGUAAUGCAACAAUAAAUCAUUUAAAAGAAGUCGAUAAUUGCAGUGAAUCGUCAAUCAGCACCAGAUACUUGACAAAACAAAUCAAAAUAACUGCUCAGUCUAGUGUCAAGCCUAGUAUAAUAGAUACCAAUAUGAAAGGUCAAGUGAUAAAUGUUUUACCAAACGCUAUUCACGAGUUUUAUUGUGCAGCUCAAGGUAAACCGAAACCUAAAGUUGAAUGGUUCAAGAAUGGGACGCUUUUAAGGCCAACAAGAAGAUUUGUUUUUCAUUCGACUAACAAUAAGCAACGAUUGAUCAUCAAUGGACUGAUAGAGAAUGAUUUGGGUGAAUACAAAUGUACUGCGUCUGUUCGUGGUGAUAAUGUGUCUGCCGUUGCCUACUUAUCGUUUUCAAAAGAAUCCAAUAAAAGCUUGAUUAGUUUACUAAUUAUAACUUCACUCAUUUUCGCCUUAGCAUUGUGUGUCACUGCUUGCAUCGUCGUCAAGUAUUGCAAGGCGAAGCAUCUUCAGUAUUUAACUUCUAACCUUUUGAGUCCAAUAACUUCCAUGAAUUCGUUCAAUCCUGAUCUUCCUUUAGAUGAACAAGUUGACUUGUUAUCUUAUGAUUCUGCUUGGGAGUUUCCACCUGAUCGACUGAAAAUAAUCCAAACUCUUGGUGAAGGUGCUUUUGGUCGAGUUGUUCUGGCUCAAGCAAUUGGCCUUGGCCAAACUGAUUCAACACAACUCGUUGCAGUUAAAAUGCUGAAACCAAAUGCUGACUUUUUACAAAUCAAAGCAUUAAUUUCUGAACUCAAAAUACUCAUUCACAUGGGUCAUCAUCUGAAUAUUGUCAAUUGCCUUGGUGCAGUAACUAAAAACAGGACUCAUGAUCAGUUAAUGGUUAUUGUUGAAUACUGUAAAUUUGGCAACUUAAGAAACUUUCUAAGAGAACGAAGAAAAAUUUUCAUCGACCAAAUCGAUCUUUAUGACCAAAAUGAUGAAUCCUCAAAUGAUGACAACUUUUCAAAGCCAAAUAAGCACGAUGGGAAUGGGAAUAGUUGCUCUUCCAUCAAUAACGAUUCUGGUAAUUGUAGUAACUCUAAUGACGAACGUCGAGCUUUCAUUACAGAAAGCAAACUCGAGCUAGAUUCCAACGAUAAUGAACAGUUAGCAACAUGUAAUUUAAUUGCAAUUGCUUUUCAAGUAGCCAGAGGAAUGGAAUAUUUACAACAGAAAAAAUUGAUUCAUCGUGACUUAGCUGCUCGAAAUGUUCUUGUGGCCGAUAAAGGAGUCGUUAAAAUAUGUGACUUUGGUUUGGCGAAAGACAUUCAAAAGGAUUACAAUUACAUCAAGAAGGUCGACACUCCAUUGCCCAUAAAAUGGAUGGCCAUUGAGUCCAUUGGUGAUCGACUCUACACAACUCAAUCUGAUGUCUGGUCAUUUGGGGUUCUACUUUGGGAAAUAUUCACUUUGGGCAAAUCACCUUAUCCAGGUUUACCUGCGGAUCAACACUUCUAUCUCAAGUUGGUUAAAGGAUAUCGAAUGGAGAGACCAGACAAAUGUCCACAAAUCAUUUAUAAGAUAAUGACAGAUUGUUGGCUAUCCAUUCCAAUUGAACGACCCAAUUUUAAACAGUUGGUCAAAAGAUUGGGUGAACUGAUCGACGAAUCCAUCCGUGAUUAUUAUAUUGAACUGGACAUUACUUAUAAGAAUAAUGAAGCUCUUAAACUUGGCAAAGAUAAUACUCAUGAACAUAGUUAUCUAACGAUGGGCUCAUCGUCCAGCUUAAAAUUAAAAAAUGAAUAUGAAUACAACAGUUACAUGACUAUGGGCGAAUCUUCAGGUAAUAAAAAGACUGUAGAUAUGAAGUCUUCGCCUGAUAAUCCAUUCCCACAUUACGAUGCUAUCAAAAUUAGAAAAGAAAAUAUAAAUCCAAUGGAAGUCGUAUCGAUGAUUCAUUUUGAUAACUGAAUAGACACCGAAAAAUCAUCUUAUUUUCACUACUAACCUGUGUGGAUAAAUUAUAAGAAUUAGGUUUUUUCCUUAUAUCUUGUAAGAUAGUGUUUGAAUUUUUCUGAAAAUUCAACAUUUUAUGGUUGGAUCUUAGUGUAUCUUUUAUAUCUGAGAAAUGCAGAAUGUAAAAAAACUAAGGUCACUUCACAAUCAUCGCUCAACUCUGAGAAAUUUUUUUUCAAGAAUUGCGUUUCGAAUAAAAUUUUAGCUUCAAAAA